Messenger RNA from Apaloderma vittatum (bar-tailed trogon), 347 nucleotides. RefSeq names its product calpain-2 catalytic subunit-like. The record is from RefSeq and is a predicted model, not a curated record. NCBI's taxonomy places the organism in Eukaryota, Metazoa, Chordata, Aves, Trogoniformes, Trogonidae. The transcript has 4 exons. The annotation marks the transcript as partial. Gene Ontology annotation, molecular function: calcium ion binding.
GCCAAGAUAUUAAAUCUGAUGGCUUUAGUAUCGAGACGUGCAAAAUAAUGGUUGACCUGUUAGAUAAUGAUGGGAGUGGUAAACUGGGACUGAAGGAGUUCCACACCCUCUGGACAAAGAUUCAGAAAUACCAGAAAAUUUACAGGGAAAUUGAUGUCGAUCGAUCCGGUACCAUGAAUUCCUAUGAGAUGAGGAGGGCACUGGAAACAGCAGGGUUCAAACUCAACUGCCAGUUACAUCAAAUCAUUGUGGCUCGUUUUGCUGAUGAAGACCUCAUCAUUGACUUUGACAACUUUGUCCGGUGUUUGAUUCGUCUGGAAACCUUGUUCAGUGAGUACCUGGCUUAG